UGAAGCAUCAAAGCUUCUAUUUUGCCACAGCUUUCCGCCUUGAUGAUCAACUCUACAAAAUGAUUCCACCGGCUAGCACAUCACUUAACCCGGCGCUGAGAAUUUGAGGGAACCGAAACAGAUAUCUUGUCGCAUCACCGGACCCUCAACCUUGCGAUAGCCUCGUGCCUGCCCGACGACCGCCGACCUUUUUAUGACGCCUACCCGUGCAUGAAUUGGGGUCACAACCCUCGCUCAUCAUGGCAGACAUGGUCACUCCCGAACCUGGACCGGGACCGGCCAGGGCAGAUGUCGAUGCUUUGGUUCGGGCGGCACAACUCCCCAACAUACCGAAAGCCGCCCUUCAGACCAUCUGCUCCGUCAAUGGCCUCUCAAGAGGUGGCAACAAGGCAGAUCUCCAGAGACGCAUUAUAGGCCUCAUUCAUAUGUGCGAUCAAAAUAAAGACCUCAGUCGAUUUCAGGAGGUUCGCAGCAGCGUUUAUUCUCAUGCGCCCGUCCAAAAUCCUCAUCCCGUGCCGGGGCUUCAGCCAGCCUACCAAACUCCUUCUACAAAUUUGGGUAUGCCUCCAUAUACCUACCAAAACGGCUCAGCGGCCAACGGCCACAGGCCGGUCCUUCAGCAAAGCUUUCAAUUUAAGCCCAGCCCUUUCUACGAGGUGAAGAGUCGGAUAGGAGAGUUGCGUACUUGCGAAGUGAUGGCGCAGCACCGACACUCGGUUACUAUACCCGUAAAGUCUUUAGACAAUCCUGCUCUGCAGCAGUGUCUCACAGACCCUAGCCUCAGGGUCAUGGUUUUCUGCGCUGCAGGCAACACCGGCACUCAGGACAUAGCUUUCCCCCACCAGUCCGAGCUGAAAGUUAAUACCGGGGAUGUCAAGGCAAACCUGAGAGGUCUCAAGAAUAAGCCAGGGUCUACGAGACCAGUGGAUAUCACAAACCUCCUGCGUCUUAAACCCGCCGGAUACCCCAACAGUGUGGAAUUCACCUACGCAUUAACAAACAAGAGAUACUAUCUCGGCCUCUAUAUCUGCAUGUCCACGUCACUGGAUCGGCUCGUGGAGCAAAUUGGGAAAGGGAAAAGGAUACCCAAGGCCUCUGUCGUCCUGGAAAUUGCCAAAAAAGCCAGUGACCCAGACAUCGUGGCUACUUCGCAGAACCUCUCUCUCAAAUGUCCCCUGAGUUAUAUGAGGCUCAAGGACCCCUGCCGUGGUCUCAACUGCAACCACAUACAAUGCUUUGACGCGACGUCCUACCUACAGUUGCAAGAACAAGGACCGCAGUGGAUCUGUCCGAUCUGCAACAAUGCUGCUCCCUUUGACCAACUGGCCGUCGACGAGUAUGUCAAGGACAUCCUGGUGAACACGCCGAGUUCUGUGGAGCAGGUCACGAUUGAGCCGAAUGGAAAAUGGUCGGUCCAGAGUCAGACCCAGAGUCAGACCCAGAGUCAGACCCCAAGUCAGACCAGUCAAAAGGAAGAAAAGAUGGCGGCUAAGGAGACGAGCUUUAUCGAUGACGACGAUCUCGUGAUUUCAGAGACCAGCUUUGUGGGCAGUCGCCAUACCGCAACUCCGAACCGCUCGAUGGCGAAAUUUGAUACCCCUGUAAGGGGGUCAACGGAGAGUUCGACAAUGCCCAGGUCAGCUACCAGUAGCAAACGGCCGGCCGCUGAAGUCAUUGACUUGACUCUUUCAGACGAUGAAGCGCCAGAUCGCCCUGCGAAACGCCAAAACACUACUGCAAACGGCUGGAGCACAAUUUUCUAGACGUGCACUCCGGCUCUGAUUGCCAGUCGUUAGGAUCAGCCUCCCGUGCUAUACGCCACGGGGACUGCUUGGUCGUCUCCCCAUUUCGGUUGACUCAUGGUGAUUCGGCCUCUUUUUGAGGCGGGGGGGAGAGAAGGGGGCGUUACAGGAAUUUAAUACGAUUAGACCAUGGGAUCGUAUCUCAGCACGGCGUUUGGGAUGGUACGGCACAGGACGGCAAAGGAGGGUGCCCACACGGUCAGGUCAGGCAACGGCAUUGUGGGGAGAAGACGGAGAGUAUUUGGAGUAUUGACCGCUGCCUCGAAUGAGGCCUAGAGAGGGUUUCGUCACAACGCGAUGGAUAGCUCUACGGGAGGAAUAAAGGGGGACUAUAUCUUGCUCAGCGAUUCGAUAAGUGCCUAGAUAUCUAGAGCAUGCUUAUAUGUAGCUAGUGAUUUCGAUAACUCGAUAUCCAGGCUACUUGCAUAUCACCCAUAACAGCAACCUGUAGGAAC
Molecule: messenger RNA, 2257 nt
Organism: Phialemonium atrogriseum
Lineage: Eukaryota; Fungi; Ascomycota; Sordariomycetes; Cephalothecales; Cephalothecaceae
Product: PINIT domain-containing protein
Exons: 8
Coding region: 240-1763 (507 amino acids)
Biological process (GO): protein sumoylation
Cellular component (GO): chromatin
Molecular function (GO): SUMO ligase activity; zinc ion binding
Source: RefSeq, a predicted model, not a curated record